Linum tenue is the source of this 836-nucleotide messenger RNA. The record is from the annotation of a GenBank genome assembly. Lineage: Eukaryota; Viridiplantae; Streptophyta; Magnoliopsida; Malpighiales; Linaceae.
GAUUCUGGAUCGAAUCCCUCGCCAGCGUCUGUGAACACCCCAUCGUCGUCGAGACGACUCCGCUUUGACUUCGAUUGCGGCCGAUUGUGUCGGUGUCGGCGACGGCCGAGGAAGAGGAGAAGGCACAUACGCCAGCCUAGAGCACGAGCGCCGCUCCAAUCCCUCGCCUGCGUUGCUGCAAUUUUGAUCGCGAGUAGUGCUGCCGCCGAAGGAACCGAUGCUUUCUCCUUCGUCUCUCCGAUCUCGCCCUUAGUCCGUGCGUCGGUUAAUCUGUAUCUCUACUUCUACGAGAAAGUAAACCAGCACAUAACAGUGGAUGCAGUCAACAGUCUAAUUGAACUGAUCACUACUGAGAUGCAGCAAAAUGACUCCAGUUCCAGUUCUAGCUUCUGUAGGGUGAUCAAGCCCAAGUGUGAUCAGUACAACAUUCAGGAUGGGCUGCUGGGGUUAACCAUGGGAAAAGUGGCGACCAUACAGGGCCACGAGGGUAUCCGAGUCGCUGUGUUCCUCAUCCGCCUCAUCUUGGGAAUUGCGAGGCCAUUCAUGGAAUCUUUUGAGGAUGGAUAUCGUGGCUAGAGUUAAAAGCAUAUACCUAGUGUUUGAAUAUAUGGAGCAUGACAUUGCUGGACUGCUUUCUUACCCGGAUGUCAGGUUCGCCAAGUCACAGAUCAAGUGUUCCAAAGGUGGAAUGGCAAAUCAAAGAUACGUGAAGUAGUUAGUGUGGCCUUUAGGUCCUCUUCUUAUUUUUGAAUUAGUAGGCUGAUUCUUAGUGAUAAUUUCGUGUAAUUGUGAUUUUGGUUACUAAACAAUAAAUUGUGAACUAUAAUUUUGGUUGG